This is a messenger RNA of Hypanus sabinus (Atlantic stingray), 4580 nucleotides long. RefSeq names its product integrin, alpha V (gene itgav). Gene Ontology annotation, biological process: cell-matrix adhesion; cell adhesion mediated by integrin; angiogenesis. The record is from RefSeq and is a predicted model, not a curated record. Lineage: Eukaryota; Metazoa; Chordata; Chondrichthyes; Myliobatiformes; Dasyatidae. Gene Ontology annotation, molecular function: integrin binding. Bases 315 to 3428 code for a protein of 1037 amino acids. Gene Ontology annotation, cellular component: external side of plasma membrane; integrin complex. The transcript has 30 exons.
ACUGAUUCACGUCGAGCUGAGCCAUUCACAUCGAACGCUGCUUUACACUUCACUUCCUGCCACGAGCGGCGCGCGGCCGUCCGGUUGCUAUUGGCAGCGCCGGGCUGGAGUUCUGAAUCGGAACCUUCAGACUUGUCUCGGACCGGAGCCGAGCACACGGGGGGCGCAGCCGUCCUCGUCCGCAGCACUUGGCUCGGGCCGCCGCCGCAGGCGAACCGAUCCUUGGCCAACAGCCUUCGCUCUGCGACGGGACGGGAGGGGGCCGGAGCACUCCAGUGCGCUGUACAGCGAAGAAAAAGACUCCCAUCUCAAUAAUGGCAUUCGGGGAUUUGGAGACGGGGAUCCGGGCGCUUGCCGUGAUUUUCUUCUCGCUCUCUUGUUGUUCUGGCUUUAACUUGGAUACCAGCCCAUCCGUUUACUCCGGUCCUCAGGGCAGUUACUUCGGAUUUGCUGUCGACUUCUUCACACCUGCCUUGACACAACGGAGUAUUUUAGUUGGAGCCCCAAAGGCGAAUACUUCUCAGCCGGAGAUAGUCGAAGGUGGAGCCGUGUACAAGUGUCCCUGGAGAAGUGGGGGCAGCAGCUGCCAGCAGUACCCUUUUGACAACACAGGUAACAGACGUUUAAACAAGGAUGAGCUGAUGGAAUUCAAAUCCCACCAGUGGUUUGGAGCGUCACUGAGAGCUCAGGAUGAUAAAAUUCUGGCUUGUGCACCUCGUUAUCACUGGAGAACAAUAAAUCGCCCAGAACGUGAACCCGUGGGGACCUGUUACCUUGCCAGUGGAGAAAAGGUUGUGGAAUAUGCACCGUGCCGAUCAGAUAAACCUGAAGCUGAUGGUCAAGGAUUUUGUCAAGGAGGUUUCAGCAUUGACUUGACAACGGCUGGUAGAGUGGUUCUUGGUGGACCUGGCAGUUUUUACUGGCAAGGGCAGUUAAUCUCUGAUGAGAUUCAGGACAUUGUGGAAUUGUAUAACUCAUCACUGUUUAUCACACAAUAUCGGAGUCAAAUUUCAACCCGUGGGGCAAACGCUGUGUUUGAUGACAGCUACCUUGGCUAUUCAGUUACUGUUGGAAACUUCAACAAUGAUUCUAUAGAAGAUUUUGUUACUGGUAUUCCAAGAGGAGCAAAGUCUCUGGGUUAUGUGACUAUUUUAAAUGGAGUUAACAUGGAAUCACUUCACAAUUUUACUGGGGAACAGAUGGCUGCUUAUUUUGGAUACUCUGUUGCUGUUACAGAUAUCAACAAUGAUGGAUUAGAUGACCUGUUGGCUGGAGCACCACUUUUUAUGGUUCGUGGCUCUGAUGGGAAAUACAGAGAGGUGGGACAAGUGUAUAUUUAUUUACAAGACGCUCCAACUAGUUUUAAAAAUUCCAUGAAGCUGACUGGCACAGAGACUUAUGCAAGAUUUGGAUCUUCAAUUACACCUUUGGGAGACUUGGAUCAGGAUGGCUAUAAAGAUAUUGCGAUCGGCAUUCCUUAUGGAGGAGAAAACCGUAAAGGCCUUGUUUAUAUUUAUAAUGGGAAGUCUUCCGGUUUAAAUCCUCGUCCAUCUCAGAUGUUAGAAGGACAAUGGGCAUCUGACAGAAUGCCUGCCAGUUUUGGUUAUGCUAUGAAUGGCGCUGUUGACAUUGACAUAAAUGGAUAUCCAGAUUUAAUUGUGGGAGCUUUCGGUGUUGACAAAGCAGCGGUUUACAGAGCCAGACCAGUAAUUCAUGUGAAUGCUUCAUUAGAAGUCAGCCCAUCGGUGUUGAAUCCAGAAAACAAAAGCUGUACGCUCAGAGACAAUGUGAUGGUGUCCUGCUUCACAGUUACAUUUUGCUUAAGUGCCUUUGGAAAAAAUGCGACAAAGUACUUGGAUUUUAAUGUGGAAUUGCAGUUGGAUAAACUAAAGCAGAAGGGUGCUAUCAAGAGAGCUAUGUUUCUUCAUAGUUCUCUUUCUUCUUAUGAGAAGAAAAUGAAAGUGGAAAAUAAACGAAGAAAAGUUUGUGAAGAAUUACAAGCCUAUCUGAGAGAUGAGACAGAGUUCAGAGACAAAUUAAAUAAAAUUGUUAUCUAUAUGAAAUACAGCCUAGAUUUAACUACUGCAACAAAGAUAAAUGGGCUGCAACCGAUCCUCAAUCAAUUCACUCCAGAUGAUAUUUCCAAACAGGCACACAUCUUAUUGGAUUGUGGAGAAGACGACAUCUGUAAACCUGAUCUUAAGCUCAACGUGCAAGGGGAUCGAAAGCAGCUGUAUAUUGGGGAUGAUAAUCCCUUAACUCUGACUGUAAAUGCACAGAAUGAAGGUGAAGGAGCCUAUGAAGCUGAGCUACACGUUGAACUACCACCUCAGGCAGACUAUGUUGGGGUCGUUCGCAACAAUAAGAGUCUUGCCAGAUUGUCCUGUGCUUACAAGAUAGAAAACCAAACCCGGAUGGUAGUUUGUGAUCUUGGAAACCCUAUGAAAGCAGGAACAAAUCUCUUAGCUGGCCUGCGAUUCAGUGUACACAAGUUACAGGAAGCUGAAGCAGUGGUUGCCUUUAACCUGCAAGUUAAAAGUUCCAACAAAUUCAAUGGGGAGAGUGAAAUGGUGCCCUAUGCAGUUGACAUUGCUGUGCUGGCUCAAGUUGAUAUCAGAGGCGUUUCUUCUCCUGAUCAGCUGUUUUUACCCAUUGCGAACUGGAAAGAAGACCCUCAUAAUGAGGAGGAAGUGGGUCCAUCAGUCAUGCAUGUCUAUGAGUUACGGAAUAAUGGACCAAGUGCUUUUAGCAAAGCCAUGUUUGAUCUGCAGUGGCCCCACAAGUUUAAGGAUAAUUUCUUGUUAUACGUAAUGGAGUACACCGCUGAGGGUCCUAUGAAUUGUACGUCAGACACCAUUAUCAACUCUCUGAAUUUAAAGACAGCAGAUUCUAAGGCAAACCAGUCGUCACCUGCAACUGCAAAACCAGAAACUCGACACCUCCGAAAAAGCAGAAGUACGAAUGAAUUAGAGGGGAUUCAAGUGCUGGAAUGUGGCUCUGCAGAUUGUAUGAAAAUAAACUGUCAGAUUGGCAAACUGGAAAGGGGCAAGAGUGUAGUUCUGCACAUCCGAUCACGAUUAUGGGCUGAAACGUUCAUGCAGAAAGAAAACCAGUCCUACUCCUUGAAUGCUUCAGCAACAUACAAUGUCAUAGAAAUGCCAUAUAAAAACUUUACUGCUGAGCUUCCCUCUGGGUUUAUUGUGGUCACCACUUUAGUGACUUGGGACAAGCCAAUGGCUCCUCACCAGGUGCCAUUUUGGGUAAUUAUACUGGCACUCCUGGCAGGUCUCCUACUUCUAGGCCUCUUGGUACUUAUCAUGUACAAGAUUGGUUUUUUCAAACGUGUCCGACCACCGCGUGAGGAUUCCAUAGAACGGCAGCAGCUUCAGCCGCAGGAAAUGAAUGGAGACGGGACUACAGAAGCCUAGGCACCACUUGCUGUUAAAUAAACUGUCCAAACAAACCUAAACCCUGGACUUGAAGUGAACAACCUAACUAACGUGGUAUGAAAUGAACUGUCAAGAAUGCAGUCUGCAUUAGCAUCUUCAUUUGUAAUGACAUGGUUAUAGGUACAAUUGUUGAGCAAGAGCAAAUAUAAAUUUAGCUUUGCUGGUUCCUACUGAUGUGGUUCAUGUAUUUCAUUGCACUGAGUAGCACUUCAAAAUCUGCAAAAAGCUGCAGGUUUAAAUGAUGAAAUCCUUGGCCACAGUUGCUGGUACACUUGCAGCAAACUGUUUUUCAUUUUAACAUUGGAAGUGCAAUAUCACGAUAGGUUAGUAGAUCCUCACUGAAAAGCAAAUGAUUGUCAUUUAAGAAUAAGACCUCUUAAAUGUACUAAUUGCUUCCAUUUGUGAAUUAACUUUUUUUUGUAAUAUUACCUGUUGCCAAUAUACUUAGAGAAAAGAAAAUGGUUUUACAAUGAGAAUGUAUUUCUAAAAGAAGUCUUGGGAUGUGACUUGAUUGCCCAUAUUGGGUGAAUAGAGAGAAAUGUGGCUUGUAGUUUUGUUGCAUUUUAUUUUGGUUAAUGGUGGGAAUUAUUGAGCAAAUGUACAAUGCACUACAGUGGAGUAUUUUGAUACUACUUGCUGUGGACUCCUCUUACCAGAAACCUUUCUGUUUCUUGGUUGCACUCUUUAGCAUUACAUAACCCAGACUGUCACAGAUUUGUGUAACUUCAUUGAAACCCUAAAUACAAUUCACUGCCCCAUCGGACCAUCACGUAAUGUUCAGCUCACUCUUUUAUUCUUAUUUAUACAGACUGACCUGAGCUGACAACCAAGUUGUAAUGCAAUUGUUUUUUUUUUAAAUUGCUUACAUUUGUGAAGUGUUGAUAAAGCUGUUUGAUUACUAAUGAUAACUAUGCUGCAUUUAAUAAAAAUAAAAUGCACAGAUAUUUUCAGAAUUUGUUUUGAUCAGAAUAUCAGGCAGUCUUUCUGCUUGUAGGUUUUAAUUUUUUUCAUGAAUAAAUGAGUAUUUUGGCAUGUAUCUUAAAAUUUACACUUGUUCUUUUGAUAGCUUAUAUCUAUGGGGUAAUUGUAUUUCAUAGCUUUUUAAAGGGAAUAAAUGGGUUAUGAAUUUCA